Molecule: messenger RNA, 1848 nt
Organism: Candoia aspera
Lineage: Eukaryota; Metazoa; Chordata; Lepidosauria; Squamata; Candoiidae
Product: caskin-1-like
Exons: 7
Coding region: 1-1848 (615 amino acids)
Source: RefSeq, a predicted model, not a curated record
AUGACCAGAGCAAUUAGGAAGGGUUUGAGACCAGGGGCCGGUGGGGCAGCUACCUCUUCCCCCAGUCUCUGCUUUCCCACCAGCAGAGUCCUUGAAGCUGGUGCCCCAAGCGGGUGGGGUUGGGCCGGCAGCUCUGACCUCAUAAGGCCCCGGAAUCCGGUGCCCGGGAGAUGGCAGGGAUUCCGCAACAGCAGCAGCAACAGCUCAGACCGGCCCCCUCGGCUGCGGGAUGGGAAGCUGGCUGUCCUGUUUAGGAAGCAGCAGCAGCUGGAAUGGAAGAGGACCUCCGCCCACCCAAGGGGAGCCCAGACCCGCAACCGGGUUGUGGCCCUGGGGGAGCCCCACCCUCAGCAGCUGCUUUUAGCCAAGGAGGGGGCCGAGCCAGAUUUGGAGGUGCUUAGCAGGGCCUUCUGGGUUUGGGCCUCCCGCCGGACCCAGGGGCAUAGCCCCCUCCGCUCUGUGGGGCUGCGGCUGCCCUGCCCCCCCCUUCCUGGGCUGCCAUCCCUCUACCAACCUCACCAUGCCCUCCUUUCCGCUCUUCCUGUAGGCCCAGCUGUGACAGCAGCCCCGAGUGGGCCGAGGGCCGGCUGGAGGAUGCUGGAGGAAGGGGGAUUUGGCACCUGGGAGUCUCCCGUGGCCCCUGUUCCGCUGACCUUUCUUGCUCCCCUCAGCAGCCUUCCCAGGAAGAGAGAAGAGGCAGAAGAUGCGAGGCCGCCUUCGCCUCCUCCUUCGCCUCCGCCUCCGCCGGCCUCCAGGUCCGGGUCCGGUUUCCUCUACUCCGAAGCCCCGCCGCCCUCGGCCACCCUCACAGCGGAACGGGCGCCGGGCCCCACGCUCAGCCUGGAGGCGCUGCAAGAGCGGCUGGAGGCGCUGAAGGCGCUGCAAGGCCAGUACCUCCGGGGGCAGCUGCGGAUCCGACGCACCUGCCGGGAUUUCCCGCGCGCCCUGCGCGCCCUCAGCCUGCAGAUCUGCCGCAGCCGCCGGAGACUCAUCCGCGCCGAGGUCCGCCUGCAGCGCCGGGAAAAAGAAGGCGCUUUCCAGGGGUGCCCGUCCCCGCCCCCGUCGGAGCUGCUGGGCUUGGCCUCCCCGCGCCAGGGUCUCUCCGCCGCGGCGACGCUCUCCAGCUGCUCCCUGCUGCUGUUCCCCGCGCCGCACGCGCCGCCGGCCCCGCCCCCGCUGCCGCCGCAGCUCCCGGACCUGCACGAGGCGCUGGAAACCUUUCUGGAGCGCCAGGCGCGCCACCUGCACGAGCGUGAGUGCGGCGGGUGGGGGUCGCCUUCCUGGGGCAAGCCGGCCGGUGGCUGGAGGGGUCCCCGGGGCCGGGCCGGAGGGCUCCCUGCUCCGCGGCCGAGGAAGCGCAGCGGGGCCAGGGAGAGAACCCCGCGCGCUCGGCCUCGCCUUUGCGCCCCGGCUCCGGAGGCCCUGGGGCAGGCGAGCAGGGCUCCCGGAGCGGCGCUGCGGGAAGGAAGGGAUGCUGGCCGGCGGAGCCCCGAGGGCUGUCUUCUGCUUCCCCGCUCCCGCUCCUCAGGCCAGCGGGACUACCGGAGUUGCCAGGAGUGCCUCCGCUCCAUCAAAGCGCUGCGCGGGCAGUUGCGCCGAGUGCGGAGCCGGCUCUGGAGGGUGGAGGCCGAGCUGGGCAUCCAGGUCCCCCCGCGUGAGCUCUGCGCGGACGACCAAGAAGAGAAAGAGGAGGAGGACGACGACGACGACGACGGCCCCCCCUGGAUGCCCCCCGCGCUGCCGGUUGCCUGGAGAGAAGAGGCGAGGGGUCCGAGCGCGCCGCCCGCCGCCGCCCAGAGCGCGCCCCCAGCAGAUCCAGCGACUGAGCUCUCUGCCUGCCCUCAAUAA